This is a messenger RNA of Gadus chalcogrammus (walleye pollock), 1504 nucleotides long. RefSeq names its product carbonic anhydrase 7-like. Lineage: Eukaryota; Metazoa; Chordata; Actinopteri; Gadiformes; Gadidae. Bases 1 to 948 code for a protein of 315 amino acids. Gene Ontology annotation, cellular component: plasma membrane. Gene Ontology annotation, molecular function: carbonate dehydratase activity; zinc ion binding. The record is from RefSeq and is a predicted model, not a curated record. The transcript has 8 exons.
AUGUGCUGCUGCUCCCUCCUCUCCUCCAUGACCCCCUUGCAGGGCUCCAGGACGCUGCAGGCCUCUUGCAGAGCCUCCCACUCCUCUUGGCUGAGAGGAGCCACAGACCCCGGGCACUGGGCGAUGCUGUUCCCAAACUGUGGAGGAUUACAGCAGUCACCCAUCAACAUUGUCACCAGCCAAGUGCACGUCAACACCGCCUUACAGCCCUUGGAUUUCAAGGGGCAUGAAAGCAAAAUUAAUAUCACUGUGGAAAAUCUUGGGUAUUCAAUCCAGUUCCUGCUGCCCCAGUCGGUGCGUCUGACCGGAGGAGCCCUGCCGGGGAACUACCGAGCCCUCCAGUUCCACCUGCACUGGGGGGCCGACGGAGGCCCGGGCUCAGAGCACACCAUCGAUGGAGAGAGGUUCCCCAUGGAGCUCCACAUGGUCCACAUCAAGGAGCCCUACAGCUCCCUGGCCGAGGCGGAACACGACAUGGUCGGCAUAGCGCUCCUCUCCUUCCUGUUUGAGGAGUCAAUAGACGACCAUCCUCACCUCAACACUCUGAUUGCUGCGAUGGGACACAUCCAUGAAAACGGCAGCUCAGCAGAGAUCCGAGACUUCAGACUGACCGACAUCAUCCCUCCUGCAAAGGACCUCCAUAGUUACUAUCGCUAUGUGGGCUCCAUGACGACGCCCGGUUGUGAGCAGGCAGUAGCUUGGACGGUGUUCCACAAGACCCUGCCCGUCAGCAGCAAACAGCUGGUGGCGAUAUCUCAGCAGUGUCGCUUUUGGAACGGCAAGCCCAUGAUGAACAUCUUCCGCCCGGUGCAGCCACUAGAUGGCAGAGUUGUCUACUGGUCGAGGGCCAGAGCCGUCCUCCCCAACAUGCUGGGCGCGUGUCUGUGUGUGCUCUGCCAGUUCUGGCUCUCGGCCUGGGGCACUUGGGGCGACACAAGUUUUGUAUAAAAAAAAGAGCAUUUUUUUUUACUCUAUAUGUCCAAUUGAAACAGAACUGCACGUAUUAUUCAGAACCCAUUUUGACAUUUUAAAUAUUCAGAUCCCUAGUUUUCGUCCAUUAGUGGAAUGAUUAAAGGAAAACAACGUAGUGUAAGUUAGGACCCUGAGAGGCAACACUUAACAACAGCCUGCACUCUGUAUUCACUGAAGACAACUUCUACUGCUUCUACUGCCAUCGUAAUUCAGUCUUAGGAAGAAUACGACAAACCAAUACGCACCAGAGCGCUGACAUAGAAUAACUAAUCACAUCUUGGAUAUAGCUCUUCUACAGAAGUUUCAUUUAGGUUAUGUUCAACCCAAGCCACAGGAAGAGGGUAGAGUUGAGGAGAGAAUGGGUAUUUUCUGUAUUUCUGGAGGGAAUAAAUGUUUCCAGGGUUUCUUCUACUCCUGCUUCUCUUCUGCAGUUUAACAUAGGUGUAGUGUGACUAGGGAGUCCUGGACUAAAUGAAUUGUCAAUAAUGAAUGACUGAUUUCAAUCUCCAAUUAAAAAAUUUACGUAUAUAAA